AUGGGUCCCCGCCUCCUCAAAACGCUGUCAAUGCUUCUGCGUGUAUUGCAGCUCAUCUUAGCCCUCUUCAUCGUCGGCGUCGCUAGCUUCAACGUCUACCAGUUCUCACACAACCGUCUUGGCCUCACCAACGGCCGCUCUGGCCAGCUUCCACACGCCCUAUAUGCCGUUGAAGUCAUUUCCUGCGUUGGCGCCCUCUUCGCCCUCUUCACACUCCUCACCACCUGCUUCGGUCACAAAAAACUCUUCGUCCUCAUCACCGCCUUCGACCUCUUGCUCAUGGGCGGCUUCAUCGCAAUAAGUAUCCUUCUUCGCGGCUCCGCCCACCAGUCUUGUCGAUCCGUUACCUGGAAUCCGCUUGUAUCAAAGGGGACUAACAACCUCCCUGCCGCUUUCUUCAGCUCCUCUUCCUUCUCGACCUCCACAACAACAACAGGUAGGACGAGGGCACCACCCCGCCUCAUCUGUAACCUAUUAAAAGCCUCAUUCGCCUUCGCAAUUGCUCUGGCCGUUCUCUUUGCACUGACAAUGGUGCUAUCGUACUUGGCGCUUCGUGCAUACCAAAAGCAGCGCGCGUUCGGGCCAAGGGGUGGGUAUGGCAAGGGUGCCAGGGAGAGUGAGGAAACGGCAAUGACGGGGACGACGGCGGGAUAUGAUGCUCCGGGGUUUAGGGGGGAGCCAACAGCCGGGUAUGAUGCGCCGGGAUUUAGGGGGGAACCAACGACGGUUGCAGGCGGUAGGGCGCCGGUUGCAGGUGGUAGGGCGCCGGUUAGUGAGUUGGGCCCAGGGAUGGGAGCGGGCACUGGCGUAGGGAAUGGGAGGUUUGAUCCAAAUUUGCCCAGAGCGGUGGCGGGGAGAGAGGGUAUGGCGAGAGGGGGUAUGGGAACCAGAACUUUUAGGGAGUGA
This is a messenger RNA of Morchella importuna, 906 nucleotides long. RefSeq lists its product as uncharacterized. The transcript has 2 exons. The record is from RefSeq and is a predicted model, not a curated record. Lineage: Eukaryota; Fungi; Ascomycota; Pezizomycetes; Pezizales; Morchellaceae. The coding region runs from base 1 to 906 and encodes 301 amino acids.